Molecule: messenger RNA, 240 nt
Organism: Penicillium cataractarum
Lineage: Eukaryota; Fungi; Ascomycota; Eurotiomycetes; Eurotiales; Aspergillaceae
Exons: 2
Coding region: 1-240 (79 amino acids)
Source: RefSeq, a predicted model, not a curated record
AUGUACUUUCAGCUCCAGCACGAAGAGAAGAGUGGGCAGACAUCAUGCAUGUCGAGUGUGACAAUGGGACAAUGCGUCGUAAUUGAUGUUCUUGACUGGACAACUGCUACAUACACGAAACUGUGUUCAAAGUAUCCAACUCCGUUCGUGCAUACGGUAAACCUGGCACUGGGCACUGGGCACUGGCAGACCGCAACCUCGGGAUUGCGAUCUGUCACUUUCCAGCCACAUGGAUCGUGA